Messenger RNA from Parascedosporium putredinis, 408 nucleotides. The record is from the annotation of a GenBank genome assembly. NCBI's taxonomy places the organism in Eukaryota, Fungi, Ascomycota, Sordariomycetes, Microascales, Microascaceae.
AUGAUCACCUGGGACAAACGUCGUGAAUACGCAAGAAUCGGUGCCGGCAUUGCGUUUAGCAAGAAGAGGAAACCCAAUUCAACCCCCAUCCUAUCCACCUCCACCUCCGACAUCACCUGCCCCGAUUCGAACAAUUCUACCUUCCAAUCGCCUACCAACUCUGACAUCUACUUCCGCCUCUCAUGCGGCCUAGACCACCCUACUUCGCUCGGCUCCAUUGAUCUGUCUUCAUCCUCGACCGCUUCGAUGGGCGCAUGCAUUGACCUCUGCGCCGAAAAGGACGAGUGCUUGGGCGCGAGCUGGGAAGCCCGGCGAUUCGGACGCGGAUGGCGACGAGGGCGGCAAAUGCAUCUUGAAGGGUCACAUUGGGGAGAGCGAAAGCGACGGCGACGGCAUCUUCGCGCUUAG